CCAAUCUACUCAUAGCUUCCAGGAAAUGAAGUCCAAAACAAGCUAAAUACGCCCUAAAUCUAAGCUCGGCUUAGCGCCUAUGUUACUCCAGGGGCCACAGGCCACAGUAUUAUUGAAUCCUACUCUGAAAUCCGGUCUCCUUCCCACAAGUCUCUCGAGUCACGUCUCUCCGUUUUCCUCGAAAAGAAUCCAUCAACUGGAGCUCAAUAAAAAGUACGGUGGAGGGAUUCACCGACGCGACACCGUGUAUGCACUGGAGAUGCCAAUAGCUGACGAGAAGUCACCGUCCGACGGCAAAGUCUGGAGCCUUUUCAAGCUUCCCUUUCGACAGUCUGGGAACGCCAACGCGAUGUCGUCUUCUUCAGCGUCUCAUCAACAGAGUCUAAAUCAGCCUCAUGUAGAAGGAUCGAACCAUCCUCAAAGCUCUAACAAUUCGGUUUCCUCCGUUGCCAAGUCGUUGCUGCCGACUAGGCGUCGGCUCAAGCUCGAUCCGGCGAAUAAGCUUUAUUUUCCUUAUGAACCAGGCAAACAGGUCAGAAGUGCUAUCAGAAUUAAAAAUACGAGCAAGUCGAAUGUAGCAUUCAAGUUUCAAACAACUGCACCAAAGAGCUGUUUCAUGCGUCCUCCUGGUGCAAUUCUGACUCCUGGCGAGAGCCUCGUAGCAACUGUCUUCAAGUUUGUUGAGCCUCCUGAGAACAAUGAAAAACCAAUGGAUCAAAAGAGCAGGGUUAAGUUCAAAAUCAUGAGUUUGAAGGUGAAAGGUGCAAUGGAUUAUGUACCAGAGCUGUUUGAUGAGCAAAAGGAUCAAGUGGCAAUAGAGCAAAUCUUGCGUGUUGUUUUUCUACAUCCUGAGCGUCCUUGUCCGGCUUUGGAUAAAUUGAAGCGCCAAUUGGCAGAGGCUGAUGCUGCAGUUGAGGCACGCAAAAAACCUCCUGAGGAUACUGGUCCAAGGAUUAUUGGAGAAGGACUAGUCAUAGAUGAAUGGAAAGAACGAAGGGAAAGAUACCUCGCUCGACAGCAGGUUGAGGGAUUGGAUUCUGUGUAGAGUUGCAUUCUUCUUCGGUUUGCUUUAUCAUAUUAUUUAGAGGAUACACGAUCCUUUCUUGAGUGUACCUCUGUGUCACUACUGUCUGUAACCGUGUAACGUGAAGAAUGCGAAGAAUAUUUGUACCAAACGGGGAAAGUCAAAGGAUAUGUCUGGAAAGAAUGCUUUAGAAACAACCCCUUCUUUGUUGUAACAAAGGUGAGCUAAAUUCUGUAAUUGCAGACUUGAAACCCAGUUAGUUACCAACUGCAUGUAGAUAAUCUGAUUUUGUUUUUCGCCUAAGAAAAUGUGUUAUAACUUGUCUUUAUGAGAUUUAAUUCGCUAAAUGAAAUUUUCUUUUCGCC
This is a messenger RNA of Rubroshorea leprosula, 1389 nucleotides long. The record is from the annotation of a GenBank genome assembly. NCBI's taxonomy places the organism in Eukaryota, Viridiplantae, Streptophyta, Magnoliopsida, Malvales, Dipterocarpaceae.